CUAAACUACGAAAAAGUCCCGAGAUAUCUUGUUCAUUUCGAGCACAGGAAGAAGAAAAACACUGCGUCGUCAUAUAUCGAGAGAUAAGAUCCCUAAGGAUACCAGCAGCAGAAUAAGCUACUCUACUUCUUUCUCCAUAAAACCGGGGCUUCGUGUCGUAUAUCCUCAUAUCAAUAUAUCCUCAUAUCAAUUACACACCAUGCCAACAGUUCGCCUUCAUCCGCCAUCUGAACGAGGCGCGAAGUCAGAGAAGCCCAACAACCCGCUCCCACAACUCCUCCAAACACCUUCUGGACUCGCAAUACUAGAGAUGCAGGGCACAAUAAACCUACCAGACCCAUGUGCGGCCAAUGACUCAGAUACCCUCAACAUGGAUCUUGAGUCCAGCGGACUCGCCGAUUCGCCAAAGCAGUAUAGGACACCCAUUGGCCGCCUGAUAUUCCCGGACUACAAUGACGCCGCAGACAAUGAUCCAAAUGAUAGCUCCUGGAUGAAGCGUGUCUAUCUAUACGUCGGCCGGCACCAGCGGCUUACAGGGGAGGUCAAGAAACUUCCGAGGCCCUUGGCGGCUAUCCAACGGGUUGAGGAGACGAGUCAGGAGAGCACGGCAGGCGGCAUGAAGGGGAGGAGGACGAAGGCAAGAUUGCGGGCGGAGGGGAUAUUGGAUGCUGAGUGUUCAGAUGAUGAGGAAUGUGAUAGCUGUGAUGAAUUGGAGAUUGUCGAUGUGAUCAGGCACAAGAUCAUAUUCUCGUCAAGGCCGGAGCCGGUUUCUUCAGAUGAGUAGGCUACGGUAGCGGACGGGUUUGUUCAGGGUAGAUGAUGGUGAUGAUUAUGAUUACGAUGCUCAGGUUACAUUCAUAGCGGUCCCCAGGCGGCAAUCUUUAUGUGCAGUGUUACUUAUAUGCAUGACGAUUCGUUUUUUUUUUUAAGUGUGCUACAACCUGUAUGUAUAUACAAAUAUAGUUCUUUUCUCCGAAUCCCUCAAUUCAACCUGUUUCCUUUCCAAUAA
Molecule: messenger RNA, 1009 nt
Organism: Blastomyces gilchristii SLH14081
Lineage: Eukaryota; Fungi; Ascomycota; Eurotiomycetes; Onygenales; Ajellomycetaceae
Product: sister chromatid cohesion protein Ctf8
Exons: 1
Coding region: 200-784 (194 amino acids)
Biological process (GO): mitotic sister chromatid cohesion
Cellular component (GO): Ctf18 RFC-like complex
Source: RefSeq, a predicted model, not a curated record